UUCCAUCUUCACGCCGCCGUAAAACCCUUGGAGAAGAAAAAAAAUGAGUGCGAAUCAGAGACCCAGACCGAGUGAAGAAACCGACUCAUCUGACGAGUCAGGAAUUCUCAACGAACGAGUUCUCGUCCUCGUUUUCGAGUUUCUCAAAUGGGACAUCCAUUCUCUCUGCCAAACGGCGUCGGUUAGCCGCCGGCUUCGAGCUAUUUCAAAACGAAUCCUCUGGAAAAACCUCUGUUUCUACCGGGCGCCGCGGAUGGUGGGCGCAUUGACGGGUCAAGUCAGCUCGAAUGUCCGAAUCGGAGGCGGAUGGCCGGCUUUGGCUAAGCUGCUUUAUUUCUGUUGCGGCUGUCAAUCGACUAGGAAUUUCCCUAUCAACGAACAGUUACCGGGUCAUUUUGUGAACGCGACCCGGUUUUCGAAAACAUCGGGUCAGAGUUUUUUGACGAAGAAGUGCAGGGGAGAUCUUUUAUAUGUAAGUGAUCCGUGCGAGCAUCCUCCGACGGGGGCGAGAGAGGAUGAUUUGGGGAUUUACAGAGGGGUAUUUCGGGGAUUUAAUAGAUCUAGGACUAGAGCUUGUUUGAUAUCGAGACAGGUAGCUUUAGAGGAGAGUACCCGAUGCCCGUAUUGUAGGGUUCGGGUUUGGAGCAUGACGGCAGCCCGACUUAUACCCAGGAGCGCCGCUAAGAGACUCGGGUCGGACGGGGGAUUGGAGUAUUUUGUUUGUCUUAACGGUCACUUUUACGGGGCAUGCUGGUUGGUACCACUUUCAUCGGAGGAGGAGGAAGAGGAGGAUGAUGAAGAAGUGUGAAUUAAUUAAGGGAAUGAUGACUAUUUAUUUAUUUUUAUUUUUUUAUAUAUUUAUGUCGUUGUCUCUUCCUGCAUUUAGAAGAACAAUAAUGAAAUUUUGUUUGAAUUAUGAUGAUGAGAUUGAUUAAUUAUGUUACUAAAGCUUUUUAGCUAAGGUAACUAAUUUUGUUGCAAACAAUCCCGACAGUAUGAUGAUUUUGACGCA
This is a messenger RNA of Impatiens glandulifera, 1012 nucleotides long. RefSeq names its product EID1-like F-box protein 3. Gene Ontology annotation, molecular function: protein binding. The record is from RefSeq and is a predicted model, not a curated record. The coding region runs from base 44 to 808 and encodes 254 amino acids. NCBI's taxonomy places the organism in Eukaryota, Viridiplantae, Streptophyta, Magnoliopsida, Ericales, Balsaminaceae. The transcript has a single exon.